Molecule: messenger RNA, 4093 nt
Organism: Prosopis cineraria
Lineage: Eukaryota; Viridiplantae; Streptophyta; Magnoliopsida; Fabales; Fabaceae
Product: PH, RCC1 and FYVE domains-containing protein 1-like
Exons: 9
Coding region: 480-3824 (1114 amino acids)
Molecular function (GO): metal ion binding
Source: RefSeq, a predicted model, not a curated record
UUUAAUAUUUUCCUCUUUCCUCGUCUUUGACUAGUUGUACUUUUACACUCUCAUUCUCUCUCUGCUGUCUCCUCUUCUCCCUUUGCCGACGCCGGAACCUGCAUUGCUCGCCGGAAUGCUCUCCUGCAAUCUCCAUUCAGCUGUACACCACCGGAAUGUGUCCUAGAAGCUGCUUCUUCCCUGUCUAAGAACCGAGUUUUCUUUUUGGGUCCAAGCCAGUCCAUGCGUUGAGGCAUUGUCUGCUGUGACUUGAAAUUGUCAAUAGAGUUUCUGGGCAUGUGGUUUGCGUGAGGAGGAAUAGAUCUACGGAGUUUCGUGCAUUCUUGAGAGCGAAGAAGUUGGUUUUGUUUGAGAGAACGGGUGAGGUUUGGGUGUGGAUGGCAGCAUAGCGAAGAGGUUGGAAUUGUUGCAUAUGACGACCGGAGCUCCGUCCAGCGAUCGGAGAGGGUGGUGGUGUUUCGGCGAAUCUUUCACAUGGAAUGGCAGAUCUUACUAGCUACGGGAAUGCCGACCGUGGCUUGGAGCAGGCAUUGAUUUCUUUGAAAAAGGGUGCCCAACUGCUUAAAUGUGGUCGGAAAGGAAAGCCCAAGUUUUAUCAAUUCAGGCUUUCCAAUGAUGAAUCAUCUUUAAUCUGGAUUUCAAGCAGUGGAGAAAGAAGAUUGAAUCUUUCUUCUGUCUUAAGAAUUAUUCCUGGACAAAGAACAGCUGUUUUUCAACGGUAUCUGAGUCCUGAGAAGGACUAUCUGUCCUUUUCCCUUAUUUAUAACAACGGAAAGCAGUCUCUUGAUUUGAUUUGCAAGGAUAAAGUUGAAGCAGAAGUGUGGAUUGCUGGCCUCAAAGCUCUGAUAUCUUCUGGCCAAGGUGGGCGGUCCAAAAUUGAUGGGUGGAAUGAUGGGGGUCUCUAUCUUGAUGAUAACAGAGACUUGACAUCAAUUAGUCCAAGUGAAAGCUCAGUUAGUACACUAGAUAUUGAAUCCCCUGAUACUUCUGUGAAUUCUAAUCCUAACACUUCUUCAAAGUCCUUUCGACCGGUGAAGUCUGUGAAUUCUGAAAGAUCACAUUCAUUGCUAGACCCUACAAAUAUGCAAGCAAAGGGAUCUGGUUCAGAUGCUUUUCGAGUUAGUGUUUCAAGUGCCCCCAGCUCAUCCAGCCAUGGAUCUGCUCCAGAUGAUUGUGAUGCUCUGGGUGAUGUAUACAUAUGGGGGGAGGUUAUCACUGAGAAUGUUAUGGGAGUUGAUGCAGAUAAAAUUUUCAAUCACUUCAGUCCUAGGGUAGAUGUGCUUUUGCCUAAGCCACUGGAGUCCAGUGUAGUUUUAGACGUACAUCAUAUAGCAUGUGGCGUUAAACAUGCUGCACUAGUCACAAGGCAAGGUGAAGUAUUUACUUGGGGUGAAGAAUCUGGAGGACGUCUAGGCCAUGGUGUUGAGAACAAUGUGGUUCUACCUUGUCUAGUUGAAGCUCUGGCUUCUACAACUGUUGAUGUUGUUGCUUGUGGGGAGUUUCACACCUGCGCUGUUACAUUGGCUGGGGAGCUAUAUACUUGGGGUGAUGGAACUCAUAAUGCUGGACUUCUUGGUCAUGGCACUGAUGUAAGUCAUUGGAUACCGAAACGAAUUUCAGGUCUACUAGAGGGGCUUCAAGUUGCUUUUGUCACUUGUGGUCCAUGGCACACAGCCUUGAUAACUUCAACUGGGCAACUCUUCACAUUUGGUGAUGGAACAUUUGGUGUCUUGGGUCAUGGAGAUAGGGAGAAUGUUUCAUAUCCUAGAGAAGUACAAUCAUUGUCAGGGUUAAGAACAAUAGCUGUUGCAUGUGGAGUGUGGCAUACUGCAGCUGUGAUCGAGGUUAUUGUGACACAAUCCAGUGCAAGUGUAUCAUCUGGUAAAUUGUUUACUUGGGGUGAUGGAGACAAAAAUCGCCUUGGACAUGGAGACAAGGAGGCCCGACUUGAACCAACUUGUGUGCCUUUGCUCAUUGAUUACAAUUUUUGUAAAAUUGCUUGUGGUCACAGUUUGACAGUUGGCCUCACAACAUCAGGACGUGUUUUUACAAUGGGAAGCACUGUUUAUGGUCAACUCGGCAAUCCACAGUCUGAUGGAAAGCUUCCCUGCUUGGUCGAAGACAAUCUUUCUGAAGACUCUGUUGAAGAAAUUGCAUGUGGUGCUUAUCAUGUUGCAGUUUUAACAUCCAAAAAUGAAGUUUAUACGUGGGGGAAGGGUGCUAAUGGAAGGUUGGGUCAUGGGGAUAUUGAAGAUCGAAAAACCCCAACUUUGGUUGAGGCUUUGAAAGAUAGACAUGUUAAAAAUAUUGCGUGUGGUUCAAACUACUCUGCUGCCAUAUGCCUUCAUAAAUGGGUGUCUGGUGCUGAGCAGUCUCAGUGCUCUACUUGUAGACAGCCAUUUGGUUUCACAAGAAAGAGGCACAACUGUUAUAAUUGUGGGCUUGUGCAUUGCCACUCAUGCAGUUCAAGGAAAGCAUUGAGAGCAGCUCUGGCUCCUAAUCCUGGAAAGCCAUAUCGUGUUUGUGAUUCUUGUUUUGUAAAAUUGAACAAGGUGACAGAAGUUGGCAUUAAUAAUAGAAGGAAUGCCAUGCCUCGUUUGUCUGGUGAAAACAAGGACAGGUUAGACAAGGCUGAGAUCAGGUUGGCCAAGUCACCGAUUCCUUCUAAUAUGGAUUUGAUAAAGCAGCUAGAUAGCAAGGCAGCUAGACAAGGGAAGAAGACUGAUACAUUCUCCCUGGUUCGCACAUCACAAGCCCCUUUGCUGCAGCUGAAAGAUGUUGCCUUGUCUACUGCUGUUGAUCUGAGACGUACAGCUCCUAGGCCAGUUCUGACAUCAUCUGGAGUAAGCUCUAGGUCUGUCUCUCCUUUUUCUAGAAGACCAAGUCCACCUCGUUCAGCUACGCCUAUUCCAACAUCAGGACUUUCUUUCUCAAAAAGUAUGACUGACAGUCUGAAGAAAACGAAUGAACUUUUAAAUCAUGAAGUACUGAAGUUACGCACUCAGGUUGAGAGCCUGAGAAAAAGGUGUGAUCUGCAAGAAUUAGAGCUUCAAAGGGCAGAAAACAGAACUCAGGAAGCUAUGGCACUGGCUGCUGAGGAAUCUGCUAAAUCUAAAGCUGCAAAAGAAGUUAUAAAGUCACUUACAGCACAGCUUAAAGAUCUAGCUGAGAGACUACCUCCAGGAGCUUAUGACACUGACAGCAUCCGGCCAGCUUACCUGCCAAACAGUUUGGAACCAAAUGGCAUCCACUAUCCUGACUCGAAUGGGGAGGGACAUACCAGAGCGGAGUCAAUCAGUGGCUCUAGCCUGGCCUCUUUUGUUCUUGAAUCUUCUCUUUUCAACAAAACUGAGGUCACAGGAACUCAUGCAGCCAAUCGUUACCAUCAAAACCGGGUGCUUGUGCCUUCCAAUGGGACAAAUGAAUACCCAAAUGUUAGACUUACCAAUGGUGGUGUGUUUCAGGCAACUAGCAGUAGUAUAUUAGAUUCUGCUGAUGGCAGGAAUUCUGGGCCUCUCCAAGAUGGUGAGAGUGGUUCAAGAUUAAGGAAUGUUGUACUGGCAGCUAAUAAUCAAAUUGAGGCAGAAUGGAUUGAACAGUAUGAACCUGGGGUGUAUAUAACACUCAUGGCAUUGAGUGAUGGGACGAGAGAUCUAAAACGAGUGCGGUUCAGCCGGCGAAGAUUUGGAGAGCACCAAGCAGAGACUUGGUGGUCUGAGAAUCGUGAGAAGGUAUAUGAAAGGUACAAUGUUCGAAGUAGCACCGAGAAGUCCUCAAGCCAAGCAGCUCAUGGGGCAGAGAGUGCAGUUUCACCUGUUUCAUAAUCCUAGGAAAAGUUGUAGACACAGGGUUGUUCUCCAUAAAUACGUUUUGUUAAAGUGAGCAUAAUUGUAGUCAAGCAUGAAUCAGUACGAGGGAAGCAUGCAUCCAUUUUUCAGCUUUUUAGUGUAUAUUUUUUCCCCUUUCUUAGUCUUUUGGCCUUCGGUCCUAUGCUCUUAAAUUAGCUAUCUUCCAUUUCAUUUAGGUAUAUCCCCUUUUACGUAUCUGUUGUAAUGUACAGUAUAUAUGAAAAAUUAUAUCAAUAGAGAUAAUC